Aplysia californica (California sea hare) is the source of this 1036-nucleotide messenger RNA. RefSeq names its product probable rRNA-processing protein EBP2. Gene Ontology annotation, cellular component: preribosome, large subunit precursor; nucleolus; nuclear periphery. The record is from RefSeq and is a predicted model, not a curated record. The transcript is spliced from 9 exons. Lineage: Eukaryota; Metazoa; Mollusca; Gastropoda; Aplysiida; Aplysiidae. Gene Ontology annotation, biological process: rRNA processing; ribosomal large subunit biogenesis. Bases 154 to 1026 code for a protein of 290 amino acids.
UGUGCAGUACAUGGUCGUGAUAAUGUAAACAUUGUGGCAUGAUUUCAGUCAGAGGCCGUUUUCCCAUGCCGGAACAGUAAGGUUUAUGAGGAUCUGUAGACGAAAUUCGUGUGUUUGUUACUUUACUGUUAAACUUAUUCCGCCAAGACUACUAUGAUGAAGGGUUUUGCCCCAGAUUCAAAUUUUGAGUCAGAUUCUGACGAAGAGAUACAAGAGGCAUUAGCAGCUGGUAAAAUCCAGCCUGGCCUGAUAGUGGAAGCUCAGAAAAAAAAUUUCAUCGACAAUAAGGAGGGCUUGAGUGACAAAAUACGAGAAUUUUCCCUUGACAAAAUGAAAUGGAUAGAGAGAUUGGAGUUGACAAACAACCCUGCACCAUCCAUCGAUGCACUUACCAGUGAGGGAAAUGAAGACGACGACUUCAACAGGGAGAUGAGAUUCUAUCGCCAGGCUCAAGCCUCAGUGCUUGAAGGCCUUGCCAGAUUGGCCAAACUGUCGGUGCCGACCAAGAGACCCGAGGACUAUUUCGCCGAGAUGGCCAAGUCGGACGAGCACAUGAAGAAAGUUCGCUCCAAGCUGCUUGAGAAGAAGAUGUCCAUGGAAAGGUCAGAGAAGGCGAAGAAGCUCAGAGAAUUGAGGAAAUAUGGCAAGAAGGUUCAACACGAGGUUCUCCUCAAGAGACAGAAGGAGAAGAGGGAGAUGCUGGACUCUGUGAAGAAAUUCCGAAAAGGUCAGAUUGACAAGAUCGAGCUGCUGGGAGAGACUGUGGAGAGAGAGACACCAGCACAGCAGACGCAGAACGGCAAGAAAAACAUGAGGCCCAACAAGAAGCGAGAGUUCAAAAACAAAAAGUUUGGUUUUGGCGGUCAGAAGAAAAGGUCCAAGUACAACACAGCAGAGAGCUCAGCGGAUGUGAGCGAUUUCAACGCACGCAAAGCUCAUGGCAAGGGACCCGCUAGAAAGGGUAAAGGAAACCAAAGGCCAGGCAAGAACCGACGAAAGGUGCUCAAGAAUAAAAAUAAACACUAAUCUCUUCACA